UGAACAAGAUCUCGCGAUCGAUCACACCCCAGUUCAACUCUUGCAGUUUUGAUUAUUUUUUGUUCUCUGUGGGGCUUGUGUAAACGAGUCAGGAAAGGUCGACUUCUCCUUUUGAGCAGUCCUAAAAUAGACUAGGCAAUGGCUACCAGGCCGCUUCGCUUUGCAGAUCGCGUUGUCAUUGUGACUGGAGGUUCGAAGGGCAUUGGAGAAGGCGUAGUCAGAGUGUUCAUGCGCGAAGGAGGUAGAGUCGUGUUCACAGCAAGAGGAGCUGAAGCUGGUAACAAAUUGCAGGAUGAACUCAACACUACAUUCCCCCAGGGCAAGGCGCUGUUUGUGAAGUGUGACAUGACCAAUCAAGUGGAUGUCCAGGCAAUGGUGGAGAGGACGGUGGAGACGUUCGGCAGGCUGGAUUGCCUCAUCAACAAUGCUGGCUGGCACCCGCCUCCGACUAAGAUUGAUGACAUUAGCGUUGAGGAUUUCCGCAGCCUGUUGGACUUCAAUCUUGUCAGCUAUUUCUUCACAAUGAAAUUCGCCCUGCCGCACCUGCGCAAGGUCAAGGGCAGCAUCAUCAACAUGUCUAGCCUGACGGCCGUUAUUGGUCAGAGUGACGCCGUGUCCUACGUUGCCACUAAGGGUGCAAUCACGUCCAUGACCAAAGCCCUUGCCGUUGAGGAAGCAAGACAUGGAGUCCGUGUCAAUGUCGUGUCGCCAGGCAACAUCUGGACUCCUCUGUGGGACAGCUUUGCCUCGGCGGGAACUGAUGAGCAGCGCACGGCCAACAUCAAGGCUGGCGAAGAGGCGCAGUUGCUGGGCCGCAUGGGUUCGCUGGAGGAGAGCGGUGAGCUGUGCCUGUACCUGGCCGCCGAGGCCACGUUCACCACCGGCGUUGAUCACCUGCUGUCCGGCGGAGCGGAGCUCAACUACGGCAAGAAGACAAUGCUGCCAGCAGAGUGAUGCACACAUGCUGCUGCUGCUGCUGCCCGUCAAUUCGAAGGAGGAUUUGCUUUCGCAACGGAUUCGUUGUGCUGUGUUUUGGUGUCGUUGUUUGUUCACCUCUUGUUGUAAGUUAGUGAACUGACUUUUUAGUGUUUUGUUAUUGUUGCUGAUCGCGAGUGUUUUUCAAUUAGUUUUACCAAAUUUAAUGAUUAUUGCACGCUUUGAAAGACCCGCUAGUUGUGUAGUACUUGCCAGCCUAUUCUCGUUUCUCUCUCUCUGUCUCUCUCUCUCUCACUCUCUCUCUCUCUCUCUCUCUCUCUCUCUCUCUCUCUCUCUCUCUCUCUCUCUCUCUCUCUCUCUCUUCCUUCCUUUUUGUUUUGCGAUGGGAGUUUUGGACAUUUAGUAUUUUCGAAUAUUUGAAUCUGAAGCUCUGGCCUAUUUCAAUUUCCAGAUGUAUAUUCCGUUACCCCUGGUGACAAUGCAUUGCCAAAUAUGCUACCAUUAAAAUUAGUUUGGACAUUUUCGCUGUCAAAUUGAACCGGGUACCAGAUGGGUCCUGUUUUUGUAAUGUUUUUCUCUAAUUUAUUCCGAUAAAGUAUUUGGUUUUCCUUGCUCCAUGCUGCGGAAUUGCUUCCCUCUUUCACUCUGCACUAACCUCCCUGCUGUCUUUCCUCCUUGCCUCUGUUUUGAGGCCAUUGCCUUUACGCCAGCCUUCCGAUAUUUUGGUUUGUUUUGUAUUUUUUUGGCUUUUUGACUCCGUACCUACUCGUAGUCCAGUUUUCUAGGAUAUGCUCUGGUUUGAAUUUCUUACAAAAGCUUACCUUUUUGGAUUCGUCGUAGCUCAAAGUUUCAAGAUAUUACAAUCACCAGAACACAGACUACUUACCUGUUGUAUAAUAGCUUAGAGUGUAUGUUAUUUCUCCCAGCCUUCACUCUCUUCUAAUUAUUAUUUAUUGGAAUUAAUUUUUUCUUUUUUUUUAAUGUGAAUCGAAGUGUCCAAAUUAAUUAACUACCGGUAUGAUGCCGGCAUGGUC
Messenger RNA from Sycon ciliatum, 1970 nucleotides. Its product is annotated as 17-beta-hydroxysteroid dehydrogenase 14-like. Gene Ontology annotation, molecular function: estradiol 17-beta-dehydrogenase [NAD(P)+] activity. The transcript has 9 exons. Gene Ontology annotation, biological process: steroid catabolic process. The coding region runs from base 139 to 954 and encodes 271 amino acids. The record is from RefSeq and is a predicted model, not a curated record. Gene Ontology annotation, cellular component: cytosol. NCBI's taxonomy places the organism in Eukaryota, Metazoa, Porifera, Calcarea, Leucosolenida, Sycettidae.